Messenger RNA from Magnolia sinica, 2896 nucleotides. Its product is annotated as C2 domain-containing protein At1g53590-like. Gene Ontology annotation, molecular function: lipid binding. The record is from RefSeq and is a predicted model, not a curated record. The transcript has 12 exons. Bases 222 to 2627 code for a protein of 801 amino acids. Lineage: Eukaryota; Viridiplantae; Streptophyta; Magnoliopsida; Magnoliales; Magnoliaceae.
CCCCGAAACUCUCCGCCAAAAAUAAAAAUAAAUUCCUUUCAUCCAAAUUCCAUAUCCGUUCCAAUUACCAAAUUGCCCCUUUUGACUACACUAAUUACCCAUUAAUCACCGUUCUUAUCUCCAUUGAGAAGGAUCUUUCCAUCUCAUUCCAGAUUUAGGAGCCGUAAGCGAUCCCGGCUAACUCCGAUUCUAGGGUCAUUUUCUUCCUUUGGUUUGGGGAGAUGGAUAUAACGGAGGUGUCGGUGCUGCAUCACAUCGGCAUUGUGCUGGCUCUGCUUUGGAUAUUAUCUUCUUUCGAUCUCAUUCAUCCUAUCGUCUACUUCAUAUCCUUCAUCUAUCUCUAUCUGGUUAAUGAGCGUUAUACUCUCAGGCUGCGGAUGAGAUUGCAGUUUGAGGAACGGAAACAAGCUAAUCAGAGACGGCUUCUUUCUGACUCAGAGACAGUACGGUGGUUGAAUCAUGCAGUCGAGAAGGUUUGGCCUAUCUGCAUGGAGCAGAUCGCAUCACAGAAAAUUCUCCUGCCCAUCAUACCUUGGUUCUUGGAUAAGUACAAACCAUGGACUGCUAGAAAAGCAGUUGUACAGCACAUGUACUUGGGAAGGAACCCGCCAGUGUUUACAGAGAUCAGGGUUAUUGGUCAAUCAGUUGAUGAUGACCACUUGGUAAUGGAGUUGGGAAUGAGUUUCCUCUCUGCGGAUGAUAUGAGCGCAACUCUUGCUGUGAAACUAAGGAAAAGAUUAGGAUUUGGGAUGUGGGCAAAGAUGCACAUAACUGGCAUGCAUGUUGAGGGAAAGGUAUUGGUGGGUGUAAAGUUUCUUCGUCAGUGGCCUUUCCUUGGGCGCUUGCGGGUGUGCUUUGUUGAGCCACCAUACUUUCAAAUGACAGUAAAACCUAUAUUCAACCAUGGAGUCGAUGUUACAGAACUUCCAGGGAUUGCUGGAUGGCUGGAUAAGAUUCUUGCUGUUGCAUUUGAACAAACACUGGUUGAGCCGAACAUGCUGGUUGUUGAUGUGGAAAAAUUCGCUUCUUCAACAACAGAGACUUGGUUCUCCAUGGAUGAGAAGCGCCCUAUUGCCUUUGUCAAAGUGGAAAUCAUGGAAGGAUCAGACAUGACACCAUCUGACUUAAAUGGGUUUGCUGAUCCAUACGUGAAAGGCCAACUGGGCCCGUACAGGUUCCGGACAAAGACUCAAAAGAAAACAUUGUCUCCAAAGUGGCAAGAGGAAUUCAAGAUACCAAUCUGUACAUGGGAGUCACCCAAUGUGCUGCUUCUUGAAGUUCAUGAUAAAGACCACUUUGUUGAUGAUACCCUCGGAGACUGUUCGAUAAAUGUCAGCGAUUUUAAAGGCGGGCAGAGGCAUGACAAGUGGUUGCCUCUACAAAACAUCAAGACUGGAAGGCUGCAUCUAGCAAUAACUGUGGUUGACAUUGAUGAAAAGGAGGGAGAGCAUCUCAACGACAAGGAAGUACCAAACAUGAAUGAGAAGAGAAACCCAACGGAAACUGAAGCUACACAACAAGAACCACCCAAUCACAAUCCAUCUUCAGUGCAGGCUCCUGAAAUGCUAGAUGAUUUCGAACCCAUCAACAUAGAAGGACAGCAACGGACCGGGAUAUGGGUCCACCACCCUGGAAGUGAAGUUUCCCAAAGUUGGGAGCCCAGGAAAAGGAGCGGUGGCAGGCAUCCUGAGAUCCAAAUCCAUAGAGAGGACAUUGAUUCCCUGUGCAGCCCUGGAUCAGCAGCGACUGGGUCCCACCACAAUUGUGGAAGCAGCAGCAGCAGCAGCAGUGAUGAUGAGAAUCCUGAGGGAAAUAGAAUACAUCCUAUUAGCACAAUCCGGAAGGGUCUACGGAAGCUUGGUUUGGUGUUUCACAGAAGUCCCAAAAGUCCCAAAAGUCCCAAAAACAUGAGUCCACAUAACAAAGAAGAGGUGAGUCCCACAGAAAGGGUUAACGUCCAGGCAGUUGGUGAGAAGGGAACAAGUGUGAAGUUUGUCUUCGACGACAACAACCAAAAUGCUGACAAGGAGAGUCUAAGCCCUGAGAGGAGCGAGGCCGAUGGCGCGGGAAAGAGGGGCAUGGCCAAGAACAUUCUAAAGCAGGCUCACAACCUAAAGCAAGCACUGAGCAGGAAGGAUUCAAAAAAGACAAAGACGGUGGUUCCUGGGUCCACCACGACAGAGAGAGAAGCUUUUCAGGAAUCCGACUCAAUAGACGAGGAAUCGCCGUCCUCAUCCAAGGAAUUCUCUCCGAGAGUUGAAUCAAUUCCAAUAAGUCCAGCAUUGCCGCUUGGCAGCAGUAAGGAGUCCACGAAUGCUAAAGAAGAGAAUGUUGAUGGACUGGUUUCCUUACCUUCUCCAAGAGACGUCAGGGAACCUCUAGUUCGGAAGGUAUCUUUUCGAGUUGCAGACAGGACGGACGGCAACAAUGAGGAAUCUAACGUGGCUAUCAAAGGUGCAGCCAAGACGGAUGGUGGCAAGGAUAGCCAGUGGGAAUCCAUGGAAAGGGAUGUGUCUGUCAGUGAUGCAGGUAGGAUGAAUGAUGACAGCAACAUGCAUGGCCAAGGAGAAGUCAAGGCAUCUACUGGCCACAAGGCCAACGUCAGCAAUUUGGAAGAAGCCAAGUGAUAUGAGUUUACAGUUUACACCAUUUGCCCGUUGCGAGUUCCAACUACGUAUGUGUGUGUACGUGUUGAAUAUUGAUUUGAAUUUGGACAAUCUGAUGAGCAAAUUUGCAGAAGCAAGAAAUAGAAUCUAUUACAUUUACUCAGUAUUGAUUUUCCAUUGUUUUGUUAAUGUAUAUUUAGCCAGAGAAAGAGGAACUUAUGCGAGAGAAUGUGAAUAUUGUAACAUGCAUGGUGUGUUCUUUCUGUCCUAGUGAAAUUUUGCGAUGAUCA